GUUACGGAGGUCUGGAUCACAUUUAAAACACAUGUUACUGCUCUUUGGCUGUUUGCGGUUUGGCAGCUCCAGAGGAGAAGACACUGAUAGUCGACAUAACAGGGCCGGGGAUGUGAUCACUUGACAGACAGAUAUUAAAAAAGCAAGACGGGAACACACAAACAAAUCCAAAGGCGCACUUUGAGGCAGCACGAUCAGCAGCAGUGGGAGAGACAUAAGGGCAGACUCCAAGGCAGACAUACUAGCUUCUCAUAGCUCUUUCAUAACUACUCCAGAUCACAGAAGAGGGAAUUUUGUGGCCAUUUUUGCACCUCAGAGCCUGUUUUUGGACAAACCACUGUAGGAUCUGGAGAACUGAGGAGUGACAGAGGGAAAGUUUAACAUGCAGUUAUUGUAACCACUGAAAUUAGCAGUUAAGGGAAACCAGAAGCCUGCAGCCUUUUCAGGAGGUUGGAAUAUAAAGAAGAAAAGAGUUUGAACAGAGAGGAAUUUGUUCAGAUCAUCUAGCUAGAGACCCUAUAUUACCUAACAUGCCUUCAAUCCAUUUGGACAGUCUUCAAGGGAAUCUUGACUUUCGUUUUUUCUGAGGUAAUUUUCAACUUCUAACUUCUUGUAGUAUUGUUACCUAACUAGACACCUCAGAUUCUGCAUCAAAGCUUCAGCAGUAAGAGGUGCAUGUUUUAAAGCCUCCUUAGCCUUCUCCAUUUGGCUCACGGGUGUCUGGGUUGCUGUGACAGGUUGCGUCUGGCUCAGGCACACACACACACACACACACACACACACACACUCACAGUCUGUACUGUGCAGCUGGAAGAUCAAGAGUUUGUGUUGCACAUACCUGCACUGAGAAGACUGAGUGUGUGUGUGGUCUGAGGGACUCAGCUGGCCUGGGAAAUUGAGUCAGAGAGGCAGUCGAUUCUAAGUGCUGUCUGCCAGCAGUAAAAGGAGACGACUUCAUACUGCGGAGGGCUUCUCAGAGAAAGCGAGCAGAGCCAAGGGAUGAUGAUGAGGAUGAAACGGACCCUGUGCAGACUCUCUUGCUUGGUGACUCUGGUGGUGGAGCUGAGCUGGAUAAAUGUGGGCCACAGCAUGCACAGAGAGGGAGGAAGUAGGGUAAUGAAGCAGUGGGAAAGGAAAGUGCGGUCAGCCUCCAGCCUGGAUGAGUUGCUCAGGCUCGCAGACUUUCCUGACUGGGAGUUGUGGAAGUGUCGUCUGAGACAGCAGCAGCCAGAGACCCAGACAGAGACCCUCUCUUCUCCACCUUCAGUAGGGUCGCAUCGCUCCACACGCUACGCUGCCGAAUCUUACAGUUUGGAGAUACUUAAAGCCAUAGAUGAAGAGUGGCAGCGGACUCAGUGCAUGCCAAGGGAAACAUGUGUCGAUGUGGCCAAGGAGCUAGGCACUGACCCCUCGAUGUUCUUCAAGCCGCCUUGUGUGUCCGUCCACAGGUGUAGUGGUUGCUGCAAUCAAGAGGGCGUCACCUGCAGAAACACAACUUCUGUAUAUGUGAAUAAAACUGUCCUUAGUGUCAUUCCAUUCAAGUUUGUACCAGAACCGGUGCUGAUAAAAGUAGCUAAUCACACAGAGUGUAGGUGCAUGGAGCCCGCCAUAAUACGUCGUAAUGCUCAACCACAAAGCAGUGGCUGCUCUCCGAUGGGCCAGCUGUCAGAGGCUGAGGACUCCAGGAGACUUUGUGCCAGUGGGUUGAUUUGGGAUUGUUCAACUGACAGAUGCAUACCCUACCCUUCCAGUACACCAGAGUUUCCACUCAGUUUAUGGAUGCCCGAUUGUGAGAUAGAUGUGGAGCGCUGUGACUGUCUUCCUAGGCCCGUGCCAACUCUGCAGCCAGAACCGAUCCAUCGCUGCCAGCUCAACUCAGCCAUCUGUGCCCACAAGCAUCAACGAUUCGAUCAAGCCUCGUGCAGAUGUAAAUGGCCCAAGUAGAAGUCCACUGGGGGAAUGAAUUACGACAACCUGCUCCCCAAGAAUGUUUGGAGGCAGAGAAAGAAGGCUCAUAAUUUAUUUAUAGUCCUAUUUAUGCUGAUCACUUUAACUAAUUAAGAUGAUAUUAACUCACAACACCAUGUUAAUUGAUUUUUUUAACAUGCUUACCUUAUGUUUAAAUCAAAUUUAUGUUUUGUACAUUUGUUCUUUGUGCACUGAAUAUGUAGUUUAUAUUAAAAGAUUAUUUUUAUAAGUUGAAUUUGCAAUGAAUGUAUGGAUUAUUGCUUAACUCCUAAUGGACAUUUCACCAAUAUUAGACUUUUUGUUAAACCCCAUAUAAGUAUUUCCUCUGGUUAUUCAAAAUAAUUGAGUACAGAACUCACCUACAUGCAGCGCUUGCCUUUAGAGGGUGCAAAACUUGCAUGCUUCAUUGGCAACAAGGGCUGCUGAAUUCCACCAUGAAAAAUGAAGUUGUAAAGUUAACAAUACUCAGUAAGUUAAGUCUUGUUACUGAAAGGGUAUUGUUACCUGCGACCAUACAAAGUCUAUAAAGUUAUUCACCCUCCUCGGAAGUUUUCAUGUUUGAUUUGAGUAAAGUCAAAGGGGAUCUAAUGUGUUUUUUGUGACUCUGCGUCACCUGCGCAGUCAGAAGUCUACUUUGAUUCAAUGUUGUAAGACAAUAAAACAUACUUUUACAUACUUUUUAUAGGCAGAUCUGCUGCACUGCUAUCUAUACAAUAUCUACAAAUAUUGGUGCCUGAUUGUGGCAGAGAAGAUAGAAAUCUACGCCUCCAUAUGUUUUGUAUUCGUUAUAUGUGAAGUAUUAGAGCUUCCAGGUGAAACUCCAUCUUCUCUAUUAAAGUUUACAGACCUGCAGCAGAAACAACACUGUUUU
Messenger RNA from Xiphias gladius (swordfish), 2839 nucleotides. RefSeq names its product vascular endothelial growth factor D (gene vegfd). Gene Ontology annotation, molecular function: vascular endothelial growth factor receptor 3 binding; chemoattractant activity; growth factor activity. Gene Ontology annotation, biological process: positive regulation of protein phosphorylation; induction of positive chemotaxis; positive regulation of mast cell chemotaxis. The coding region runs from base 1000 to 1944 and encodes 314 amino acids. The record is from RefSeq and is a predicted model, not a curated record. Gene Ontology annotation, cellular component: membrane. The transcript has 8 exons. NCBI's taxonomy places the organism in Eukaryota, Metazoa, Chordata, Actinopteri, Istiophoriformes, Xiphiidae.